Molecule: messenger RNA, 510 nt
Organism: Hemisphaericaspora subhashii
Lineage: Eukaryota; Fungi; Ascomycota; Pichiomycetes; Serinales; Debaryomycetaceae
Gene: NCE102
Product: Nce102p
Exons: 1
Coding region: 1-510 (169 amino acids)
Biological process (GO): protein localization to plasma membrane; eisosome assembly
Cellular component (GO): plasma membrane; eisosome
Source: RefSeq, a predicted model, not a curated record
AUGUUGGCUAUUGGAGAUUCAAUUUUACGUAUUAUCAAUUUCGUCUUUUUAGUGAUUGCCUUGGGGUUAACUGGUUCAUUAGCGGCAACCACUAUAACUCAAUCAAAUCCACAAAUUAAUUUUGGGGUAUUUGCUGCUUCCUUUGGUAUUUUAACAUCAUCAAUCUAUGGAAUCUUGGCAUUCUUUAUAGCUGCCUUUGCCUGGCCAGUGGUUUUAUUUUUGUUUGACUUUUUGAAUUUUGUAUUCACAUUUGCUGCUGCUACUGCAAUUGCUGCCGGAAUUAGAGCUCAUAGCUGUUCUAAUAAGGCAUACUUGGAUAGUAACAAUAUUACUCAAGGUUCAGGAGCAAGAUGUAGAAAAUCACAAGCUUCAGUUGCAUUCUUGUACUUUUCUACAUUUAUCUUUUUAGCUUCAGGUAUUUUUAGUACCAUUGCCCUUGUUCAAGGUGGAUUAUUUGGAGGAUCAAGACCAGCCGCAAGAACUGGCGUUCCAACCAUGUCUCAAGUUUAA